Messenger RNA from Triplophysa rosa, 793 nucleotides. RefSeq names its product F-box protein 36a (gene fbxo36a). The record is from RefSeq and is a predicted model, not a curated record. Bases 187 to 684 code for a protein of 165 amino acids. Gene Ontology annotation, biological process: SCF-dependent proteasomal ubiquitin-dependent protein catabolic process. The transcript has 4 exons. Gene Ontology annotation, cellular component: SCF ubiquitin ligase complex. Gene Ontology annotation, molecular function: protein binding. Lineage: Eukaryota; Metazoa; Chordata; Actinopteri; Cypriniformes; Nemacheilidae.
AAAAGCGGAUGCAAAAGCGGUGGCCUUCUUGUAUCGAGCACAGAAAUAAAUGAAAAGAAAGAAACAAGGACGGCAGGAAAGGGCUCAAGAGAUGACAACUGGAAACCAUAUUUUCUCUUUCGUCUGGCUUUUCUCACUCAUAUUACGCGACAGCCGACUCACACGAAGGGCUCCGAUGCGCAUAAGAUGCAAGACGUCUCCCUGGCGUUGCAGUUAAACGUACAUGUUAUAUGGAGGUGGUGGAAGAUUUCAAUCCGGGGUGUGUUCAGAGGGACACCACCAGGAGAGAUAAAACAGUCCCACAUUGACUUUGUAGAGGAUUCAACAUUCCAGAAGCAGUUAGAUGUUGUGUUUGGACCCAAGAUUUUGGAAUACACGUUGUCUCUGUGCCGAGGACAUUUUGACUAUCUGGUGCGGUUACCUGACCAGCUACUCCUUAAAAUCCUUUCCUACCUGCCCCUCCAGGAUAUCGGUCACCUCAGCCAAACCUCAAGCAGGUUUAGGAAGUUGUGUAACUCAGAUGAGUUUUGGAAAAAGACUAUGCAGAGUUAUUUUGGUGUGAUAACUGAAGAUAUGGAGUUGCUAGUCAAGGCCAUGGGCUGGAAGAAGCUCUUCAUGUUUUACUACAGUCAAGAACUGUCCUGUCCGACAGAAGAUAAACCCAAUCCUGCUGCAUCUCCAUGAACAUUUUAAUGCCGUUCUACAGCAAAUCAAUUAAUCUCUCAGUAUUCCAUUUCAAUUCAUUUUUUAUGGUUUGAACUCAGAUUCACCUUUUAUUCUACUGUGCUGUACA